AUGAUGGUGUUUUGCUCGUUGGUCGAAUAUGCAGCAGUAGGAUAUAUUAACAAACGAAUGAAGCUGAAGGAAAGCAAAUUUAAGGAAACGAGAACUGAAAGAACUUUACCUCCUAAUGAGCCACCACCGACUCGUACCGUAUCUGUACCCGCGUACUUCAAUCGCGGUUAUAGACCCUUCUAUUCCUCAACUGACACUAAUUCAAACCUCUACAUUCCCGAAAGUCAACGUGUACCUCUGACAUUCCAGGAAUUGGACUGCCAUUGUUCCAUACCUCCUCCAGAAGAUGAGCCGCGGCUA
Messenger RNA from Strongylus vulgaris, 300 nucleotides. NCBI's taxonomy places the organism in Eukaryota, Metazoa, Nematoda, Chromadorea, Rhabditida, Strongylidae. The record is from the annotation of a GenBank genome assembly.